AUGCUGUCAAGUCCAUCUUCAUCUUCUACAAUUCUACCACUUUUUAUUCCUCCAUUACCACCGUUACCUCCAAUAGAUAGGAAUCCAUUGCCUGACUUGGUAAAACAAGACACACCGGCAUGUGCUGGUUGGGGGAACGAAGCAUGGUGUUCAAACAAGUUUAAUGUGAACCAGAGUGUUGUUAACACGAUGCACAAAGUAGACAUUGAGUCGAUGUUGAUUGCACCCAGCAAUAAUUUGUCACAUGCAAGUGAUACCGACAACAACUUGUCAUCAUCAACAAUUGCUAGCGUCACGGAGCAGAAAUACGAUCAUCAAGAUCCGUACUUUCCGUAUCCUGAUGUUCACAAGUUGCGUGUUAUUGACGAGACGGAAAAACGUUUCGAGUCGACUGCGAAAUGUAUUGGCAAUGACAAAAGAGAUGUCAGUGAUAAAAUGGGGAAAAUGCGAUUCAAAGAUACUUGCAGCUUAUUGUUGACACAGAGUCCUCCGCCGCGUAAAGUGACCCAGCCUGGACGCACAAUGUGGAGCAUUACACCGGACGAGCUUUCAGAAUUAGCACGGGAUAUGGCUGAAACGAAGAAAGAGCCUGCUGAAGCAAACAAAACGGUUUCCUAUUAUUCCAAAUCAAGCAAAUGCAGAUUGAUUGAAUCUACAUUGAGUCGAGUAGCACAGACGAAAGUGGUAGCACCUGAGCAGCCGAUUCGCACGUUCAAGAAAUACUAUGGACUGCCUAACAUUCCAACCUUUACAUCGCUGCACAGGCAGAAUUUCCGUCCUCGCUCUAUUAGUGAUGCAGAAGUGCCGGAACAGAAAACAACCCCAUUCAAGAAGUUUACUGAGACGGAGAACAAGCCACAAAAUAUGCUGGACUAUCGCCAAGUGUUUGGUCUUUCAGCCAUGACGCCCACAUUUUAUCCACGCCAGUCGACUGACACGAACGAGCUCAUGCAAAUGUUGAAGGCGUCACUUGCGUCCAAGAAGGUCGCACCACACAUGGAUUGGGAGACUGGAAGUGCACAAAUUGCGGCAACCAUGUACUAUGUUCUAGACAUUAUUAUCGUCUUCAUUGUUGGAGCUGACCGUCCAUUUCUCCGAGUAGAACUUCUCGUAUAG
Peronospora belbahrii is the source of this 1116-nucleotide messenger RNA. NCBI's taxonomy places the organism in Eukaryota, Oomycota, Peronosporomycetes, Peronosporales, Peronosporaceae. The record is from the annotation of a GenBank genome assembly.